AUGGAAAAGCAGCAGAGUUUUCGCGGAUUAACUGACAAACAGAAAGUGUUUGAAAAGCAAGUCAGUUUUCAUGGAAUACCAGAGAAACAGAAAGCGAUGGAAAAGCAACCUAGUUUUCGUGGUUUAAGAGAAAAUGGGUCAACUUCUCAUGGGGUGAUGGAAAAACACCCCAGUUUUCGUGGAGUAGAGAAGGGUUUUCGUGGAUUUCUGGAUAAACAGAAGAGUUUUCGUGUAGUGAUGGAGAGGCAGCUUAGUUUUAUCGGUGGUGGUGAGAGGAAAAAGACUAGAGAUUCACCUGGAAAGCGAGGUGACUCACAGAUUCAUUUGGCAGCGCGUACGGGGAAUUUGAGUAGAGUUAGAGAGAUCCUUCAGAAGUCUGAUGGCAAUGAUUUGAAGCUUCUGUUAGCAACGCAGAAUCAAGAAGGAGAAACUCCUCUUUACGCAGCAUCAGAGAAUGGGCAUGCUGCAGUUGUUGCUGAAAUGCUGGAAUACAUGGACCUGGAGACUGCAUCUGUUGCAGCUAGGAACGGAUAUGAUCCAUUCCAUGUGGCUGCAAAGCAGGGUCAUCUUGAUGUCUUGACGGAGCUUUUGCGUGUAUUCCCCAACUUGGCCAUGACAACAGAUUUAUCAUGUACAACUGCUCUACACACAGCUGCUACUCAAGGGCACAUUGAUGUGGUCAAUCUUCUUUUAGAAACAGAUGUAAAUCUUCUUAAGAUUGCCAGGAAUAAUGGCAAGACUGUCCUCCAUUCAGCUGGAAGGAUGGGCCACUUGGAAGUUGUGAGGUCCCUUCUAAGCAAGGAUCCAAGCACUGGUUUUAGGACUGAUAAAAAAGGACAAACUGCACUGCACAUGGCUGUAAAAGGGCAAAAUGAGGAAAUCGUGCUGGAAUUGCUAAAGCCUGACCCCUCAGUUAUGCAUGUGGAAGACAAUAAGGGAAACACAGCAUUGCAUAUUGCAAUAAAGAAAGGCCGUGCACAGAAUGUACGUUGUCUGUUAUCAGUCGAGGGUGUUAAGAUCAAUGCUAUUAACAAAGCUGGAGAUACCCCACUUGACAUUGCAGAAAAACUUGGACUUCAAGAGCUUGUCUCUAUUUUGAAGGAAUUAGGGGCUAGCAAUUCCAAAGACUGUGGAAAGCCCCCAAGUUCAGCAAAGCAACUAAAGCAAACUGUCAGUGACAUAAAACAUGAUGUCCAGUCCCAGCUCCAACAGACCCGUCAAACUGGGUUCAGGGUGCAGAAAAUUGCCAAGAAGCUGAAGAAGCUACACAUUAGUGGUCUCAACAAUGCAAUAAACAAUGCGACUAUUGUUGCUGUUCUCAUUGCCACUGUUGCUUUUGCGGCCAUUUUCACUGUGCCUGGCCAAUAUGUUGAGGAGAAAACUGAGGGGGCAGCAAUUGGGCAAGCCCGUGUAGCAAGAAAUCCUGCUUUCUUAGUCUUCUUCGUAUUUGACAGCUUGGCAUUAUUCAUCUCUCUGGCUGUCGUUGUAGUCCAAACAUCUGUUGUUGUGAUUGAACAAAAGGCAAAGACACAGCUUGUGUUUGUUAUUAACAAACUCAUGUGGCUCGCCUGCCUCUUCAUUUCAGCGGCGUUCAUUUCUCUAACUUAUGUGGUGGUGGGUAAGAAAUCCAGGUGGCUUGCUUUCUAUGCAACGGUCAUUGGUACCAUAAUCAUGCUCGCUACGAUCGGCUCCAUGUGCUAUUGUGUCAUUUUACAUCGGAUGGAGAAGUCAAAGUUGAGGAAUAUAAGGAGAGACAGUAGGUCCCGUUCUCAUUCUCUGUCUGUGGCAUCAGAUCAAGAGAUUUUGAACAGUGAAUAUAAGAGGAUGUUGCUCUGUGGUUUCCUAUUGGAUGAGCUCAGAUCUGGUCUGAAUUUGGAUUUGAUGACUGCUUACAGAUUUGAUUGA
Molecule: messenger RNA, 1905 nt
Organism: Dovyalis caffra
Lineage: Eukaryota; Viridiplantae; Streptophyta; Magnoliopsida; Malpighiales; Salicaceae
Source: the annotation of a GenBank genome assembly